This is a messenger RNA of Zea mays, 375 nucleotides long. RefSeq names its product HIV Tat-specific factor 1 homolog. The annotation marks the transcript as partial. Gene Ontology annotation, molecular function: RNA binding. Gene Ontology annotation, cellular component: U2 snRNP; U2-type spliceosomal complex. The record is from RefSeq and is a predicted model, not a curated record. The transcript has 4 exons. Lineage: Eukaryota; Viridiplantae; Streptophyta; Magnoliopsida; Poales; Poaceae.
UUUAUAAUACAGGACCCAGAGACUAAAAAGCCACGAGUGAAGAUUUAUACUGAUAGAGAAACCGGCAGGAAGAAGGGUGAUGCCUUGGUGACAUAUUUCAAGGAGCCUUCUGUAGCUUUAGCGGUUCUAUUGUUGGAUGGGACACCAUUCUGUCCUGGUGGUAAGACUCAUAUGUCUGUAAGUCCAGCCAAAUUUGAGCAGAAAGGUGAUGUUUUCGUUUCAAAGAAAACUGACAAGCAAAAGAAAAGGAAGAUAAAGAAGGUUGAGGACAAAAUGCUUGGAUGGGGUGGGCAUGACGAUAAGAAGCUGAUGAUUCCUGCUACAGUAAUUUUAAGGCACAUGUUCACUCCUGUUGAGCUGAGAGUAAGUAGCUGA